Molecule: messenger RNA, 2157 nt
Organism: Hydra vulgaris (swiftwater hydra)
Lineage: Eukaryota; Metazoa; Cnidaria; Hydrozoa; Anthoathecata; Hydridae
Source: RefSeq, a predicted model, not a curated record
AUGACUUUGGUUGUGGCUUUGCAAAAUGCAAAUUACUACGGUGGUUAUAAAAAUGAAUACGUUGAAGGUGAAAUUGGAGAAUUGGGUCCAAUGGGUUUUAAUGGCCAUCCAGGUUAUCCUGGAAAACCGGGUUUGCAAGGAAAUUCGGGGAUGAAAGGUAAAAAGGGCGAUAAAGGUUCUGACGGAAUUCAAGGAAAACCUGGUUUACAAGGACCACCUGGUUUAAAAGGCGAAAUAGGAGCUAAAGGAAUUUCAAAAACGAUUCCACCAGUUCGUGGGUUACCUGGUUCGAAUGGUGAAGAUGGAUUACCAGGAAAACAAGGACCAAUGGGUCCCCCAGGAACAUAUGGACCUAAUGGAAACAAAGGGGAUAAAGGAUAUCCUGGAUUAAACGGACCAAAGGGGAAAAAAGGAAACACAGGAGCGCCUGGAGAAGAUGGUAAAAUUGGCAAAAAGGGUCUUGAUGGAAAAAAAGGAGAACAAGGUAUUGCUGGAAUACCAGGAAGACCUGGUAUAAAAGGUGCAUCAGGCAGCGAUGGACAAUCGGGUCCAAGAGGAUCAAAUGGCAUUAAAGGUGUUGAUGGAAAAUCAGGAUUACCUGGAACGGAUGGAGUUCCUGGUAUUUUUGGAGAAAAAGGUGUUUGUGGUGAAAAAGGUGAACCUGGCAUAACUGGCAAACAAGGACAAACUGGACCUCCUGGAAAGCAUGGAAUACCGGGAAAUGUUGGACCAUUUGGACCAAUGGGUGUAGAUGGACCUCAAGGAGAAAAAGGUCAAGAUGGUAAUCCUGGUAAUCGCGGGCUCAAAGGUCUAAUGGGAGACAAUGGUAUCAUUGGUAAACCUGGUGAAGACGGAAAAGCCGGUAAUUCUGGAACUAAAGGAAAAAAAGGUUUUUUGGGUAAACAAGGAAAAAAAGGUGAUCAAGGUGCGGAUGGAGAAAAAGGAGAACCAGGUAUUAAAGGUAAUCCUGGUUUACCUGGAUCUAACGGGAAAGAUGGAAAACCUGGAAAUAAUGGAAAAGACGGGUACCAAGGAAUUUCAGGACCAGCUGGUUUGAAAGGAGAUGUAGGAAUAAAUGGAACUAAAGGCAUGCAAGGAAAAAAUGGUCCUACAGGAGAAAAAGGAGCUUGUGGAAAACCUGGUCAACAAGGAUCAGAGGGAUUAAAAGGUGAUCAAGGUGUUAAAGGUGAAAUGGGAAAUGUUGGACAACAAGGUUUACCGGGACCAGAAGGCCCAAAAGGACUAAAAGGAAAACAGGGGCGUCAAGGUUUUCCUGGACCAAAAGGAGAAGUUGGAAAUCCGGGAAUAAAAGGGGAAACAGGACCACAAGGUGCAACUGGUGAUCAAGGCGCACAAGGUGGUAUUGGUGAUCAAGGACCUAAUGGAAAAAAAGGAGCUAAAGGUGAAAAAGGAAAAAGAGGGGAUACAGGUAGAGAUGGUCAAACUGGUACAUAUGGAAAACAAGGUAAUCCUGGAGAUAACGGUUUACCAGGUAAAUCUGGAAAUAAAGGACUGCAAGGGCCAACCGGUUUACAAGGAGAUAUUGGAGAAAAAGGAUCAAAAGGACCUUUUGGACCAAAAGGUUCUUCUGGUAAUAUAGGGGAUCAAGGAGAAAAAGGUGCUCAAGGAGUCCAAGGGAUUGAAGGUGAAAAGGGAUCUAUUGGAUUAAAAGGCCAUAAAGGAAGAAGAGGAAACAAUGGUUCUCCAGGAAAAAACGGUUUUCAAGGAGAAAAUGGUGAAAAAGGAAUUAAGGGUUACAGUCGAUCUCCAGGAGCUCCAGGUUAUCCUGGAUUACCUGGACCUGAAGGACUAAAGGGUCCAAACGGUCCUCCGGGACUAGAUAGAUUUUUUUCUUUGCAAUGUAUACAAAUAGUUGAGACUAGCUCUGUAGCUUCAUGUCCAAUUGAUCAAGUUGUAUCCGGUUGCUCGUGUAGUUGCGGAAAAUGGUCAUUAAUAAAUAAUAAAGAAUGUCGUUGUAAAGAAUGCACAAAGAGUUCCUACUAUGACAGCAAUACGAUUCAAAUUACAUGCUGUAAAGGAGUAGAUUCUAAUAAAUAUAGAAACUACUAUAAAGAAGACUUGAGUGAUAAAAUAACUCUCGAUGAACGUGCUAAAGAUCAAACAAUAAUUGACUUCGAAUCUAAUAUAGCAAUAUAA